AAGAACCGCACCUUCUGCACUGUAUCAGCCAGAAGCAAGCCGUUCUGUUCAAAAAGAGUGUUUGACCAAGCUUUCACCCUUAAGCAUACCUGCGAAAUAUGGGACAGUCUCCGAGUAAAUGUCCAUGUGGAAGGUUGACAAAAGAUGGAUUCUACUGCCCCCGGUUUGUAAACUUUCUUCUUUCUUUCACCUCUCGCGAGACGACAUUCCUACACCGGGUCAACUUAGGUGUUACGACAAACACUACCCAGUCUGUGAUUACUGCAAAAGGCCAAUUCGCGCUCACGAGGCUACAAUGGGCAACUGUCAUCAAAAGCCAUGUUAUAGCAGAUUCUCCGGCAAUUGUUGUGAAUGUGAUGCUCCUGCUAACGCUGGCGCUUAUUGCAAGAGUUGCUAUGAAACAGUGUACCCUCCACCCGUCAAGAUUCAUGGAAAGUACCAUGGAAUGGAAAUCACAUUUUAUUCGAGGGAGGAUUCCAGGUCUUUGAUGCAGUCUCUUGCAUCUUUUCACAAGGAUAGGGAUGAUGCAGAGCAACAACGCUUUUACUUGAAGGACCAUUGAACGCUGUGAAGACCUUUCAGUUCUUCGGCUAGAUGAUAGAAAGACUAAAAUAGUAUGGAGCUGAAGGGACAACCGUGAACAAAUUCGCCUUAGCUCGCAAAGAAUUUGAGCAGUAGGAAUAAAAAACCUAGAGUAUAGAACACACAGAUCAUGUUCCAACGAGGUUUAUCUAGUUACAUGAUUUGUUGCUAAUUUAUAACUUUACAACAGAUCAAUAGUUAAUAACAUAGGUGAUCAAUUUGUCAGUUGUUGAGUCAGAAGUGGUAGGUCCUGCCCAAUGUUGUAAGAUGAAGUCCUUUUUAUUUUUUAUCUAUAAUACUGUGUGGUUAGUACGAUGAUAAAAGAAAUAAAAAUAUUAGCUGCCGAGGACCCAA
Molecule: messenger RNA, 936 nt
Organism: Stylophora pistillata
Lineage: Eukaryota; Metazoa; Cnidaria; Anthozoa; Scleractinia; Pocilloporidae
Source: RefSeq, a predicted model, not a curated record